CCUAGGUGCAACAGUUCUUCCCGUCUGUCCAACUGUGUUGUAUGUAUGUGAGUUUGUGUUUCGGAAUCGGAUAUAACCCAGCAACAGCGUCAGAAGGCCAGGAUUGCAGUGGUUAAGACCGGAGGUUGGGACGUCCCGGCCUUAACCAUUCAUCUACCUUUUCGUCGCCCUCCGGACUUGCGGACUUGUUUGUUAAAAUCAAGAGCAGCCGAAAUACACGAGGGAAAAGGCCACAUUUUCAUAACAACAGGACCUUAACUAGCAUAUCAUAAAACUGUAAUGGACUGAAAUAAGUAUGGAAAGGCGCCUAAGCACUACCUCAGAAUCAAGCAAUGAUUCCAGACAAAGAAAAUGGCAAAAUGGCGGCCUAUUAAAUUAUCGAUAUUCAUGUGACAGUGGAGAUGGUGUCCAGGGACGUGUCCCUAAAUCUAUGUCUCCAAAAGUCGCUGUCAACCCAUUACAAUUUGUCAAAGUCGGACCCUGCGACCUCUAUCGUUCAGCACAGGAACAGCUAAAGAAGGUCGAAGAAAUCAAAAAGGUUAAAAAAGUUUGCAAAGAUGAAGGCGAAGACUGGCAGUCUAAUUUGGACAAUUGGAAAUGCAGCAGAAGAAAGCGUCAAGAACACAUCAUCGAAAGGGUAGUUGAAGUCAAGAAACUUGAGUUAGAGGAACAUGAAAGGAAUCGCAGAAAGAGUAAAACGUUUAGUGAGAUGAUGCAAGACCGUAACAUCAGAGGUAGAAAAACAAGUUUACCAGUUUAUCAAUAUGAUGACACAAAUGAUUUGAGCGAUUUGGGACUUACAAGUACUAAAACAAAUAAUGAUAAGACUGAUGGUGAAAAGGUUGAAAAUGGGGAGGAUGAACCAGUAGAAACACUCAAUGACACUAAAACAGAAUGCAAUAACGAUAAAAGAGAGAAAACACCUCCAAAAUCUGACAAUUGUGAACAGUACACUUAUGAAUGGGCAAUUCAAAGUUAUGUCAACUUUACUGAGAGUAGGGUCAAAUCUAAAUCAACACCUUCAAUAAAUGAAGAGCAGAAAAAAUACCCUCCAAUCCCAGCAAAACCAAGUAUCAGAUCAACAGCAAAAGUUGACAACUAUUUGAAAAAUGUGGAACAAAGUAACCAAAACGACUCAGCUGCAAGGCCUGCUAUUGUCCCAAAAGUCAGUGUAAACAAACAGAGGGAGUUGUUUGAAAAAAAGCAGGAGAGUGAAGAAUGCAAUAAGCCGAACAAAACUGCUGAAGUUACAAAAAGUGCUAGCAUUAAAGAGAGGUUGUCUUCACUUGAAAAACAACAGGAAAAUGUUGACAACAGCAAGGAUAGCAAAAUAAAUUUACCAAAUGAGCCACUUGUUAAAAACAGAUUAAUGACCAUAGAAGCUGUUGCAAAUGGCAAACCUAGUCUUCCGAAAAAGGUAGUCGAACCAGUCACUACCAUUUCUAUUAAGGAUCGCCUUUCCAGUUUGUCUAAAACUGAAACAAGCCCAAGUAAAAAUAAAAAUAUUGUCGAACCAACUUUAAGCCUCAAAGACAGAAUGAAUAAUCUGCAAUCAUCCAUGAACAAAGAGAUUCCCAAACAAGCUCUAAAUAUUUCUACUCCUAAUGUGUCAGAAAAAAUUAAAGAAACUGAGUCUUACAAAAAGGAAGAGGAAAUCCAUCAAAACGGCCUAGAAAGAUCUUACAGCCCAGAUGAUAUCAACAGCAAAAGACAGCAGCAUUUCAGACACAGAUCCCUAGACAGUUUGGAUGUGGACAGUGACAACGUUGGAAGUUCUUUUGAAAGAGUCCAGAGUUUAGAAGAUCUCGACUAUUGUAGGAAUUAUCCUCCUUCGACCUUCAGUGGUGACACUGAUAGAGAAGACUCUGGAAUACACACUGCCGAUGUGUCUAGUUCUGUGAGCCAAGCCGAUGACUACGACCUCCAUUUGGACAGCAACGUGCUUGAUGAAAUGAAAACGAACCACCAACCACCAAUAGUGGAAGAGAGCAAACAUUGCGAACUUCAGAAAUAUACAUAUGAAGAACAAAAACCAGUAAGUUCUCCAUCUGAAGAGGAGCAGAAGGUGGGGGAUGUUAAUUCUCAAGACUCACUAAUAAAUAACACUGUCUCUCAAAGCUUUUCUUCUCUUUCUCAACUGCCUGACUCUAAUCUUAACAAGGUGGAGCUUUCUUUAGACAAUUCUAUUAGACCUUCAGAAUCAGUCGGUAUUAACACUUUCGAAGAGGUUAUCAAGGAACAGCCUAACAAUCUAAAUGACACUUCUGAAACAAAGGAAAAUAUUGAAUUAUUUGGUGAUCUCACAAAUGCUCAAAACAUUCAUCUGGAAACUAUUGAGGUACACAAUGGAACUAGUGAUUUCAAAAAUCACCAUUUUGAAACUGUGUCGACUGUUUCUUCACCUAGGGCCAAAUGUGACAGCUUGGAUAACACCAACGACAAAAGUGAAAUUCCAAAAAGUUUCAGCAAAAUGCCAAUUAAAGAAUCCAAUGAACCUUUAGUUCUGAAGGAAAUAAUUAAUCCAGUUGAAGAAAACCAGUACAAAGGAAUAAUCAUGGAUGUCUACAGCGAUACUCAGCAGGAAUGCAUUUUUAAUUUAAAUCCAGUCCAUAUGGAACCUCCAAAAGAAAAGCCACCUCCCCCUCCAAUCGAAGCAAGCGAUGAUGAAGAAACAUCCACUCCAAAUAAGGCUUCAUUGAGACGGCUGGAUUCGACUAAAAGGAUUAAAAAAGAGAUAAGACAGAAGAGAUCAUCAUUCCUUGGAAUCGAAGCAAAUGAGGAUGACUCAUAUCUUGAUCCAGAGUUGGAAUUAGUCAGGCCACCUGAUAUAUCAACUUUGCUGGCAGAGGAAAGAAGAAUUGACAGACAGCUGUACAGGCAGUCGGUUUGUUCCGAAAGUGACUCAAACCAGGAAAGUCGUGAUUCUGGAGUCGAACUAGACCACAAGCUCCCUGAUACUUGGAGCAGUCACAGCAGAAAUGACAGCGAGAUUUACGGAAAUCAGAGCACGACUUCGGAAGAGGAUGAGAUUAUGAAGAAGGAACGCGAAAUCAUUGAGACCCUUGAACAAGAAGAGAAAAUAAGAAAGCAAGACCUUGGUGAAAAACUUGCAAUGAGAUUGAGAGAAUUGGAAGUUGAGAAAGAUAGAAUAGAUUGGGAGCAUCAAAAUAAUGAAAUUCAGAACUACCACAUUCAUCCAUACAAAGAAGAAAAUAGUGCAUUGUUGAAUGAAAAUUUAUUGAUGAGAGAGAAAAAUAGGCAUGAAAGGCCAUAUCUUCAAGAGAAAAUACACCCUACACCUUGUAACAAGUGGUAUGAUCAGAAAAUGGUUGCACAAGAAGCUCCACUUCCGGUGACAAGAAGGCCAGAUUACAAUGACAACAAAUAUCACAACCAUUACAGAAAAUCUCUCCAAGAUUUGUCCCAUGCUAUGCCCGGAACGCAGAUGUUACCCAUUAAUUAUGACAACGUUGCACACAGGCGUUCAAUGCCUAAUCUACAAGAAAUGCCAGCACGGCGCCAGCCUCCUCCUCCACCAAUAAUACCAGAAAAGCCACAUCACUUCCACACAAAUAUGAACAACCCAAGCGAUACUGGAAGCCAGCAAAUGACAAGGCAGACUUUACAAGCAUUGAGUGCUGCUCCAAGGUCAAGGCUGAUUAGUAACGACACCUGGCAAGCAAAGAGAAAACAGACAAAGCCAGAACACUACAAUUACCAGCAUUGGCUGAUUCAGGAAGCAGAACACAGGAGAAUUACAGAACAGCAACAGAGACAGCAGAAUUGUGUGCCAGUGCGAAACGGCUCCACACAGCAUCCUUGCCGAAACCUUCAGAAAUUCCCAAAUGGCCAAUAUUAUCCUGAACACCGCCCACAACCUACUAUUCCUGCUCCACACCAACCAUAUAGCAAUCAACAAAGAGUGCCACAAGGUUCAAACAAAAAUAAUAAACCACUUCCUGAUUCUAUCAUUCAAACGCUUACACAAAGAGUGCAACGAAUGAAUUCUGACAAUAACAACAACAGAAGAAGGAUGGAAACAUUACACUCAGAAAACCAGUACACUCCACAAAAAAAUGAUAACAAAGAGAAAAUGUUAAGCGUCAGCGGGAAAAAGAGGUGUUCACAUUGUGGAGAAGAACUUGGAAGGGGAGCUGCAAUGAUAAUCGAGAGCCUGCAACUCUUUUAUCACAUUGACUGCUUCAAGUGUUGCGUCUGCUGUUUACAGCUUGGUGACGGGUUGAUGGGAACUGAUGUUAGAGUUAGAAACAACAAACUUCAUUGUCAUAACUGUUACUCAAGUGACGAUGGUGCCAAAUUUAGCUGUGUAUAGGAAAAUUAGACAGUGCAAAGAAAACAUCACUUGGAGUGCUGUACAUAAAGGAUUUUAGAUUUGUUUAAUAGAUUUUAUGGUUGUUAUAGAGCAUUGUAUAUUGUUGUUUGUAUCUAAUUUGUAAAUGUUGUAUAUGUAAAACAUAAAAUUACACUCAGGGUAAACAAUAAAUGUUCAACCCUGAAAAAUGGCAACACAAUUACUAGAAACAAUAUUUUAAAUAUUUUUAUGGUGAACAUAUAGUAUGGACAGUUUCACUGUUUACAACACAUUUUUGUUUUCCACUAACAUAUUAAGUUCCAAUACAUUAAGCAUGUUACCGUUAUUUUAAUAUAAAUAAGAUAAAGUUCAGCCAUGGAAAAUGAACCUCAAAUGAUUAACCAAUGUAUAUACUGUAAGAUAUUUAUAUUUUUAUGUACAUUUUUCAAUAUGAUGAAAAAAUAAAAUAAAAAUUAUACCUGUAUCAUAACCCUGUGUAAUGAAUAUAUAGAGGCAAAUAUAAUUUGGUAUUAUCCCAAA
Messenger RNA from Cimex lectularius (bed bug), 4852 nucleotides. RefSeq lists its product as uncharacterized. Gene Ontology annotation, molecular function: myosin II head/neck binding. Gene Ontology annotation, cellular component: stress fiber. Gene Ontology annotation, biological process: positive regulation of stress fiber assembly; regulation of focal adhesion assembly. NCBI's taxonomy places the organism in Eukaryota, Metazoa, Arthropoda, Insecta, Hemiptera, Cimicidae. The transcript has 21 exons. Bases 296 to 4333 code for a protein of 1345 amino acids. The record is from RefSeq and is a predicted model, not a curated record.